Messenger RNA from Drosophila gunungcola (fruit fly), 3539 nucleotides. RefSeq lists its product as uncharacterized. The transcript is spliced from 3 exons. The coding region runs from base 62 to 3328 and encodes 1088 amino acids. The record is from RefSeq and is a predicted model, not a curated record. NCBI's taxonomy places the organism in Eukaryota, Metazoa, Arthropoda, Insecta, Diptera, Drosophilidae.
CAAAGUCAGGUAUUUCAAACAGCUAAACAUGAUAAAAUAAAACCCACUCAAAACACAUGAGAUGUCCAGAUAUUUGUUUAUAGUUUCCUUAUCCUUUGUGAUACUCAUUUCAAUUUCUAUCAACUUCGCCGAAUUAGAAGUUCAAAAGGUCAAAAUGCCUUUCAAGGAGGCCGCCACUUGGUCAAGAAUGCUGGAUGACAUGGGUCAACAGUCGCAUGUCCACAGACUAUAUAAUGCCUAUCGCGAUCGUUUGAGAGUCGAGGGUGACGAUGCCGAGGGCGAGGGCGAGCUUAAAAUAAGUCCAAGGGAAUCGAAAGAUGUAGCUAGGAAAUUAACGGAGCCCAUGACCAUAGAAAAAGCCUUUUUAGAUAUUCCCAUUUUCUCCGAUGAAUGGGCUAUUUCGCGUGGAAAGUCAAACAAAUCAAUUGCUAAAGAACAAGAUCGUCCCAUUAUCCAAUACGAUGCCACCGAUGAUCAUCCAAAUCCAUCUGGAAAAUGCCUUGCCCGACUUCCAAAUCUGAAUAGCGAAAAUCAAAGUACUACAAUAAAACCAAAGGUUAAAUCUCCACUGGUGGGUAGUAUGAUCAUUCUAAAAAUGGAUGUGCCAGAGAAAAUGCUAGGAGUUAAGCCUCCGGAAAAGAUGAAGGAUCCCGGUGAACGCCGAAUUUUUGAACUCAAUCAGAUAUACAACGAGUUUUUGAAGUCCUGGCAACAGCCUGUCCAAGAUUUGACCGCCAAGACUGAAACGCCAAAUAAAAGUUCUGCGGGAUCUCAGAGAUUGAGUGCAUUGUUCGAAUUAAUGGAUGUGGUGGAGCGCCUUCAAAAAAGCGAUUUGGUUAAGGAAUUAGCUCAACAGAUUAACGAGGAAAUGGAACCCAAUCUGCAGAAUCAAAUCAAGCAGGAUGCUCUUUUGGUAACCGAAAGUAGAGCCUCCCUAAGAGCCAUUAAAGAGAAUGAUCUCUCUGGGAUUUUUGAAAAUGUGGAACCCGGAAGCACUUCUAAAGCUUUCAAGAGAAUGUUGGAUGACAUAAACUCCAGAAGAUCAACGAUCAAAGCUGGCGGACUUUACGAUGAGUACAAGAAGGGUUUCUGUGAACUAUUCAGCAAUCAUAAAUUUCCCAGGGAAUCGCUGAUAACCAGUGAAGCUGAUUAUCCUUCGGACAGCGAAACGAUUCGAAAAAAUAAUGACAAUUUUCCCUGUCGAUGUGAUAGCUCGAAACCGACCUCUUUAAAAAGUAAUCAAGCAAUUGCAUUUUCCAAACCAAAAAUAAACUAUUUAAAGGCCCUGGAAACAUAUGUUAAAAUGUUCAAGGACAGUAACCAGAACGACGGUGUUGUUCCGGCUAAAGGUCCCAGAAAAAACGUAAACUAUAUGAAGGCCCUGGAAAACUUUAUUAAAAUGAACAAGGAAAGUAAUGAAAACGGCGGUUUGAAGCCUUACUACUUGCCAAAUUCUAAAAAUCGUCAGCUAGUUUGGAAUGAUAUUCCAUUGAUUAAACCAGGUAUUAGUGAAACCGCCAAGAAAACUUUGCAAUUUAAGCCAAAGUAUGCGCCCUCUAGCACUGUCAUUAAAGAAAAUGUGUUACCUAAAGAGGAAUCCAAAAAGGAACACAGUUUUAAAUCGCUUCCAAAACAAGACACUAAAAAUGAGCAGUGUAUUCCCAAAGCUGAGACCAAAUUGGAGCAGUGUACUCAAAAAACUGAGACCAAAUUGGAGCAGUGUACUCCGAAAACGGAGACUAAAUUGGAGCAAUGUACUCCAAAAACGGAGACUAAAUUGGAGCAGAGUGUUCCAAAAAAUGAGACCAAAUUGGAGCAGGGUAACCCAAAAACGGGGACUAAAUUGGAGCAGGGUAACCCAAAAACGGGGACUAAAUUGGAGCACGGUAACCGAAAAACUGAGACUAAAUUGGAGCAGGGUUUUCCAAAAACAGAGACUAAAGCGCAUCAAACAAACCCUUGGCAAGAGGUUUUCUCAGGACUGGAUCCCAAGCAAAUUAUCAGCGGAUUGAAGGCCAUCAAACAAUCUUCCUUCUUCAACCUGGCUGAUGAGUAUCAGAAGCAAAUAGACAACCUAAAUCAGGCCUUAAAAACGAAGCAAAGUUGGUGGAAGGAGGUUGUGGAGCGGGGCAAAUCUCCUGUCAGAACACCCAUGAAACGGAAUGUACCCAUGAAUAAUGCCCAAACUGGAGCUGCUAUGCCGGUGCCAUAUCCCGAGGUUCUGGUCAAUCGGGCACCACAAAUGGGUGUCAUUGAUAACAUGGCCUCUCAAAUGAAUCUUUCGCCCUUGGAGAUGGCUCAAAGAAUUGUGGCAAAUGGUCAAAACUGUGCGCUCAAUCCAGGUGUACCAAGAGUUGGUUUUGUGCAAACUAACAUACAACCAGCAAGUCAGAUCGGAGGUAGCUUCAAGAAAGGACAAGGUAUCAUGUGCCAAGUACCUUGCCAACAAGUGGGCUCGCCGUUACAACAACCCCAACAGCAACCAGAUUCCCAGGAGCAAACGGAGCAGAUGGGGAUUUCCCCGGUCCUAGACAAGAUACUCCAGCGUUUGGAGAACAUUCAGUCCUCCAAACGCAAUCAGUCGUCGGAGGAGGAGUCGGCAAAGGAACUGCCCUGCUGCUUUGUGGAUCCAGCUGAUGGUGCCCCCUGUGAACUGAACGGCUCCUGGGAAUCUCUUGUCCUGGGAGUUCGCAUUAACAUCCGAUCCAAUGCCACAACAACUGUGGAUGGGGAGCAAAAGGCAAAGGCCACCUGUUCGCAACACAAAGGGGGUCGUGGCCAUCGUAGAUUUGUGCGGCAGUGCGUCAAGAUGAACAAGAGUCAGUUGAAGGAUAUCGCAGAGGUGAAUUCCACCAAACAUCAUGGCGUGGUCCUAAACGUUAGUGUGCAGGAGACAGUGCCGCCGAGAGCACACGAUCUGCUGGAGAACCUCACCGACUGGAGCUUCUCGGGCCAUGCCUCAAUGAUCCUCGGCGGACCCAUGUCGAUCUCCUUUCGCAAAGGCAACUCCAAUCUGAUUGGACACUUCGUUGGCUACUGUCGCACCUGCGGUUGCGUGGACACCAUUUUCGGGUCCUGGACCUUUUGUCAGCCCUCGCGGGAUUGUCAGGAUGUCUGCAUGUCGAUUGUGGAUCGGCGGGACAUGCUGCGGAGAUACAGCAUGGAUGAGCGGCGCAAGAAUCGAUUCAAGGAGCAGCUUUACAUGGGCAGCAAGUUCGCAAAGAUGGAAAAAGAGCGACUGCGAUCCGAGCUGGAAAAGUCUCAUUACCAAACUCAGGGUGUAGCUAGUGCGAAUUGUCCUAGUCUUUCUAAAAGUCAAAGCUGUUAAAAAUUUUAUUUUGAUUUCUUAUGUACUUUAAUAUUUUUUAUAAAUGUUACUAAGUUUGUGCUAAAGAGAAAGUGUUUUGAUUUUAAAUAAACUUUUAACGAAAAACAUAAUUUUUAAACAAAAUAUGAAAAAUUGCAAAAAUGUCCAAAAAGGCUUUUAAAGCUGUUGCGCAAAAGUAUGCAACAAUAUUUUUUAAGUCCUGACAUCCAAU